CUUUCCCCGUCAGAGGAAAAAGAGAGGAGAAAAGAAAAGGAGAGUUGCAGACUUUGAUAACUUUGUCCAGUGAAACGACCGCGUUUGACGGCCCCGAGGGGGAGAGAGAGAGGAGAUGGUCGAGGCAGAAGGGGUCACCCUCGAAGAGCUGAGGAAGAGAAUGGCGGAGUUUGCGAGGGAGAGGGACUGGGAUCAGUUCCACAGCCCUAGGAAUCUUCUCUUGGCUCUGGUGGGAGAAGUGGGGGAGCUGUCUGAGGUAUUCCAGUGGAAAGGAGAGGUGCCGAGGGGACUCCCCGACUGGAAAGAGGAAGAGAAGGAGCACUUGGGGGAAGAGCUGUCUGAUGUGCUGCUGUACCUUGUCAGGCUGGCUGACAUAUGUGGGGUGGAUCUUGGAAAGGCUGCCCUGAGGAAGAUGGAGCUCAACGCCAUUAAGUACCCGGUCAAGCUCUGCAAGGGCUCCUCCGAGAAGCACGCAGAAAUCAAUGAUCAUGGGACCGCUGCUGCUGCUGCUGACAGCAGCAGCACCACCAAUAUUAUUGAUGAUGGUGUUUGAUUAGUGAUGGCUAGCAUAUAUCACCCACGGAGGAUGCCGGUAACCUCGGUGGAGGGGUUGCAGUCGCCAAUUGGCGGCCCCAAUCCCGAAUUGACCGGGGACCUCCGAGCUCGUUGCCUGUAAAAUUUUGGGAACCAGGUGGGGAGAUAUAGCAACAUCUCGUUAUCCAAAACUCUUAGCUUAACUGAUUGUUCAUCUCGGAAAGCCAUCGGUGAAUAUCACUAUGUUUCUUGUUACAUUCUAGAUUAACGUGUCAUACGGAUUAAGGACCCGGUUUCUUUUCGGACAGCUGGGUUAUAUCCGGGUCAAAUCACUGCAUUAAAACUCUAAAAGCAACAUUGGAUUAUGCGGGUCACAUAACAUCCAUACAUGAAACCAAAUGACUUUUAGGUGGGUCGGUGCGAUUGCUCGGAACGAGGUCAAAGAAAUAUGUGCAACCCCUUUUCUGGUGUCGUAGGCUUUUCGUCGAUAUGUUUUGUAUUUUGGGACCAUUUUCAAAACUGUAAUGUAUGGCUUUGUCUGCUA
Punica granatum (pomegranate) is the source of this 1078-nucleotide messenger RNA. The record is from RefSeq and is a predicted model, not a curated record. Lineage: Eukaryota; Viridiplantae; Streptophyta; Magnoliopsida; Myrtales; Lythraceae.